CAGGCAUAGUGGAACAGGGAAUGUUUAACGAUGGAGGGUGGAACUAGGAAGCCGUUGAGAACGGAUGAACCUAUUUGGAUAAUCCUAAAAAGGAAUUGUGAUUCUUGAUUUGGCCCUGGAGGUACGUAGAGGUCGGUUAAACCACAGCGAUGAAUGAAUGCUGCAGAAGCAGAGCACGGCUGUUUUCAGCAGCGGCGACGCUGCAGCGGGAUUAGCCUCUGUAGGCUGCUUAAUAGCUCUCACCGUGGCCGGGACGGCUUUGUACCCAAGGCGCUGCGACCCUCCUCCCGUCCCGCGGCCGACAGGUGUACGCUACGAGCUCCGCAGCUUGCACCCUGUAAUCCACGACCAGGUUGCCCCUAUGGAUCGCUUCAAUGGAUGUCUCCAAACCCACUUUUGACAACAGCCCGAGUCCCAGCGCAGGGUACGUUUCCUCUCCUCCAGAUGGUACGGAAAAAGAAGCGUUCUGUUGGCCGGAGAAUGGCACUGUCACGGAGGCUGUCAGUGAGACCGUCGCUGCCCCAGCAGGGGGACCGGGAGCACCGGGCCUCUCCGGCUACUGGACUGCAGUGUUCGACUAUGAUGCCGGAGCGGAAGACGAGCUCAGCCUGCGGAAGGGGGACCUGGUGGAGGUGCUGUCGAAGGACUCUUUAGUGUCCGGGGACGAGGGCUGGUGGACGGGGAUGAUCGAGGACCGGGUCGGCAUCUUCCCAAGCAAUUAUGUUAGUAUUGGGAAUGGCUUCUCCGAGAAGAUGCGGGACAGGGACACGUCAGCGGAGGAGUACCCUGAUUACUGCGUACCUCCACUGCAUAUGCUGGAGGUGGACUUCUCAGAGCUCACCCUGGAGGAGAUCAUUGGAGUGGGGGGCUUUGGGAAGGUGUACCGUGCCGUUUGGCGGGGGACUGAGGUGGCAGUGAAGGCUGCGAGGCGGGACCCAGACGAGGAGGAGGGACAGACCCUGGAGAGUGUCCGCCAGGAGGCCAAGCUGUUCGCCAUGCUGCGCCACCCCAACAUCAUGGCCCUGCUUGGGGUGUGUCUCCAGGAACCGACUCUAUGUCUGGUGAUGGAAUUCGCCCGUGGAGGACCACUGAACCGAGCGUUGUCAGGGAAACGUAUCCCACCAUGUACCCUGGUAGACUGGGCUGUUCAGAUCGCCCGGGCCAUGCAGUACCUUCACUGUGAAGCCAUUGUCCCCAUCAUACACAGAGACCUCAAGUCCAGCAACAUUCUGAUCCUAGAGAAGGUAGAGAUGGAGGAUCUGAGCAACAAGACGCUGAAGAUCACAGACUUUGGCCUGGCGAGGGAGUGGCACCGCACCACCAAGAUGUCUGCUGCCGGCACCUAUGCCUGGAUGGCGCCUGAGGUCAUCCGUUCCUCCACCUUCUCCAAGGGAAGCGAUGUCUGGAGUUACGGUGUCCUUCUAUGGGAGCUGCUCACAGGCGAGGUUCCGUUCAGGGGCAUUGAUUGUCUCGCGGUGGCCUAUGGAGUGGCCAUGAACAAGCUAGCAUUGCCCAUCCCCUCCACCUGCCCAGAACCUUUUGCACGUCUUAUGGAAGACUGCUGGAGUCCAGACCCCCACAUGCGGCCUCUCUUCACCAGCAUCCUGGACCAGCUCACGACUAUAGAGGAGUCGGGAUUCUUUGAGAUGCCGGCCGAGUCCUUCCACUCCUUGCAGGACGACUGGAAAAUGGAGAUCCAGGAGAUGUUCGACCAGCUCAGGGUCAAGGAAAAGGAGUUGCGUUCAUGGGAGGAGGAACUGAGUCGGGCAGCGUUGCAGCAGAAAAGUCAGGAGGAGGCACUGAGGAGGAGGGAGCAGGAGCUGGCGGAGAGGGAAAUCCACAUCCUGGAGAGGGAGCUGAACGUCAUCAUCCACCAGCUGUACCAGGACAAACCCCGCGUAGAGAGCAGGCAGGGCAAAUUUCGACGCUCGCGCCUCAAACUAAAAGAUGGCAACAGGAUCAGCCUGCCCUCAGAUUUCCAGCACAAGAUCACAGUGCAGGCUUCUCCGUCACACGACCGACGCAAGAGUUUACUGGGCAGCAUCUCCAGCCCACCAACAAGUCCCCAGGCCCCACUGCUACCACGCCUAAGAGCCAUCCAGCUAACCCCUGGAGGAGAAGGGAGUAAAGGGUGGGGUCGGCUGGAGGAAGAAGAGGAGAAGAGAGGCUCCCGGAAGAAAGGACGGACCAGGGGCUCCCACAGAGAGCACAGUGCAGAUGAGAGCGUAAAGGUUCCUCCGGAGGGAAGCCGGCAGAGAUCCUGUAGUGCCCCAAACCUGCGCAGGUCCCCACGAAACAGCCCUGCUGUACCAGGGGUACCCAGCCUCACUGAGAUGGAAAACGAAGACUGCUGCUACACCACAGAACAGGAGGUAGAGGAAAAGGCAUCCCCAAGCCAAUCCUACCUCUGCAUCCCCUUCCACAGGGAGGGGUCUAUUGCUGACGGUAAUGAAGGUGGAGCUGGAGGGGAGUACUGCCCCAGUAACCAUAGCAUCCCAGCGCCGGACACGCCCCCCAGUAGGAGGAGUCCUGGUGGGCAAGGUCGGGGGAGGUCAGAGCUGGCACUGCUAGGCUGCAGCGCCUUGUUGGCCGCAGUGGGACUGGGUUUCAAUAUGAUGACUCUGGCCCAGCCUGGCAAUAGCUCCGGAUCUAGUACUGAGGGGCCCGGGGAAGGCAGCAAACACCCUCGCUGGGAGGGGUUCUUCCACCGGACAGGAUCAGGGGGCCAGAGGCGCAGCACCAGUCCCCCAACACGGAAGCUGUUUAGACGGGGAGGUGACAAGGAGAGCCCCCUGAAGCACUCGGCAACCCCAGCGGUAGAGCGGGUGGGCAGCGGAAUGUUCCCCGCCUCCCUCACGCUGCUGUCUCUGUCGUCUGUGUCGGACUGCGCCUCGACGCGCUCUCUGUUGCGGUCGGACAGUGAGGAGUUAUUGGUCUACCGCUCUGCCUCUCCUCAGGCCCCUGUCCAGGCUCCUGCCCCGCCCCAGCUCCGACACAACGCACCUUUUAACCCCCAGCCACUACUCCAGAAUGCCCCGCUCAACCCCUUGGUCAACACACACCUGGAGAGCUUCAAGCGUCACCCACGGCAGUCCCUCACCCCGACCCAUCUCCCCUCCGCCCUGCCCUCCUCUCGCAGCCUACACCGGACCCCCUCUGACGGAGCUAUCAAGACACGUUCCACGCCGACCCACGUCCAGCCUUUACUCUUGCCCAUCAGAGCAACUCUGGACUCCAAAGCUGGAGGUUUCAGGGGAAUAAGAGAUGAUGUAACUGAAGUUCCCCGGCUGCCAGAUCCAAAUCUGGUAUUUCCCCCCACGCCUCGACGUCGCUGCCCUCCCGAACGACCAAAAACCCUGGACUUCCUGGUUAGGCCACGCCCUUCACCCAGGGUGCGCUGUGACGUCUUUCUGGGCAACUCACCUGGGAGGGGCAGAGGAGCGGGGCAGGGCCUGGGAGAUUCCCCCGCCCACACCACUAGUACAGACACCCCACCUACGGUGGAGUUUGGCCGGGACAUGACCACACUACCUACGCCCCUGGAGGCGCCAACGCCCUCCCCUAGGAGAGUACACAGUCUGGAGGCGCCGACGCCCUCCCCAAGGAGAGGACACAGUCUGGAAACCCCUAGGGGAUAUCCCAUGCUAAGCCAUCCCAUGGAGCCCAGAGACGUGGAGGUACUUGCCACUCCCAUGGAGCCCCCCACACCCUGCUCAGCAUCCCCGCGGGGGAGGGGAGACAGCCUGUUGGACCAACAGGAUGAGGAACAGUGUCGGGACCCGACCCUCCCUCUCUGCAAACCUGAUCCUCAGUUCCCUAAAUGCUCCCCGUACCAUUAUCGGUCUGGGUUCUGGUCUUAACCCGGUCUAGUCUGGAGUCUGGUCUUAACUGCACCAGUCGUGAUUCUGGUCAUAAGUACACCAAUCUGGAAUCUGGUCCUAAUCGCACCCAUCUUGGACCAAACUGCACCAGUCAAGAUUUUGGUCCUAACUACACCAAUCUGGAUUCUGGUCCUAACUACACCAAUCUGGAUUCUGGUCCUAAUCGCACCCAUCUUGGACCAAACAGCACCAGUCAAGAUUUUGGUCCUAACUAUACCAAUCUGGAUUCUGGUCCUAACUACACCAAUCUGGAUUCUGGUCCUAAUCGCACCCAUCUUGGACCAAACAGCACCAGUCAAGAUUUUGGUCCUAACUAUACCAAUCUGGAUUCUGGUCCUAACCGCACCAGUCUGUAUUUUAGUCCUAGAUAUUCCGGUUUGGAUUCUGGUCCUAACUGUAACAGCCUGAAUACUGGUCCUAGUACCAAUAUGGAUUUUGGUUCUAUCCCAAUAUGGUCUGUGUUGGUGUCUUGACAUAGAAUCCUUUCUUUAACACCCAACAUGGUCCUCCCCUAGGACCGUAAAAAGACUACGAGUCUCUAGUGUUGUUCAUGCUGCAACAGAAUGGUCUGUUUCUUUGGUCUAUAUGACUGCUUCUUCUCUCACCCAAAGACAGGUGCCAUAUCUAGACCGGUAAACUAACUGUUGAGGAUCAUAUUUAGGUUCCUGCAUUAUGAUGCAUUCACAUUACACAAGAACACUCUAUGGCAGUAUUAGAACCAUGCUGUGUGAACUGAACGUCUAGAUUUCAAACAGUAUUCUAAAACCCAAAAUUUGGCCCACCUCUAAAUCUUCGGCUCCAUCCGUCUGUCUACAAAGGCUUACUGUGAGUCUCUAUAAAAAGCUGUUGCUAUGGCUGGAGUGCUGCUUGCUGGGAUGAUGGCUUGCAUCCAGUGAAACGCAAAGGCGCUGACUGAUAACUUAACCAAGCUUUUUUCCUUUACUUUGUAUUCAAGACUUCAAGAAUGUGCAUUUUUAACAAGUGCACUUUUGGGAAGCAUCAUGAAUGUAAAUCUUGAGUUUGUUUAUUAUUUCUCCAUUUACUUAUAGAAAUGUAAUAUUCUUGCAAGCUUAAACCUCCACUCCCUGUGUCACUUGAAUAGCUUUGUGUCUCGGUCGCAUCUGAAUGUUUUCUGUCGUAGUAGUGGGCUGCUUCUUGCAUUGCUGCCUCGCUUCCUUACCUCUGUUAGGAUUGAGCACCCUAUCUCUAUGUCCCAUAUGGUGCUCUAUUCCCUUUUAGUACCACAACCCUUUAGACAAAGGCUCUUGUCAAGGGCCCUUGUCUAAAGUAGCACACAGUAGAGAGAAUAAGGUGCCAGAUGGGACUCAACCUCAAUUUCUGUCUUCUUCACCAUGGAACACUCCCAGAAAUAUCCAGAUGAGCAGGAUGUUUGUAAAGGAACACUUCACCACCAACGCUCCCAGCUGCCACAUGGCUUUAGCAAAUUAUACACAGAGAUGUGGUGAACGUUUGACCAGGGUAGAGCUCAGUUUCAUGUCAAUUCAGAAAGUACACAGAAAGGAUUCUGCUUUUUUCAUCAAGGUGACAGUUGACCAGUUACCACGUUUAUCUACGAAGAUAUCAGACCCAAAAUUAUAUUAAAAAAAAAAUUCAUUCUGAUUGGCCUUCUCAUCCUUAAUGUACAACACAUUAAUGGUAUAAAAUGUAAUCUAAGCAUCUUCGGGGAUUAGACUCCUAAGGCUGGAGCAAAAUGUGCUUCCAUUGGAGCAUGAGAAGAGAUUUUAAUUGUGACUUCUUCCAACCCCAACAGAGCUGACAUUUAUCUUCAAUGCUUUUCAACUAAGCCCUGAAAUUAGGAAAUCGGUUCUCUUUCUGAAUGUACUAGAAUGAAAUGUAUUUGGUCCCAACCGAGACCUGUGAAGCCCCGCCCAUACCCGAUGCUAAUGUAGCCACAUUCUGAUCAUGCCGGCAUGUUUUGACAGGUGUGGACAAUUCAAAGAUGCAUUGUGAUCUGACUUUAAAAUCAUAUAAAUGGACAAGAUCGGGACAAAGUAUUUAUAGUAUAAAUGGGGCUUGUAGAAAAUACAGCGUACAUGCCUUGUCUUAGAUCGGUGAGUACAUGGAUUCCCUGAGAAUGUUCACUAGAUUGUCGACAGUAUAGAAAGAUGAGCCUGGCCUGUAACUGGUCUGUAAAACUUGUCUAUCAAACCGGUCCAUUGCCAAUGUUUACUUUUGCUACCGCACCUCCUCUUCAUUGGUCAUUCUUCGAGCCCAGCUUUGGGCGGCAAUGGAGACCGCAAAGAACACGAACACAGGGGAAUGCUACAAAACAAAGAUCAGUCACUGAUCAGCCAAAAUAUUGUUAAAAGCUAUAUGCUUGAAAUGGGCAUGGUCUAAUAACUGACUCAGUAACCAUAAACACAAACUCCAUCUAAAUGUACCUUUCUUUAAUGAAUCAGAAAACUGUUAUAUCGGGGUUAUUUUUUUUAUUAGCUGGCUAAGUAUCUGAACCUGCUUUGUAGAAAACCAUAUGACAUGGCCCUGGUUUAAGUCUAAAGUGUUAACAAAACAUGUAUUACUCUGUAUGUAACUAACAUCUCAUGAGCUGUGGAUGACUGGAGAUUGGACCCAAUGUGUGCAGUUUAUUUCUGUGAAGGACUUCACUACUGAAACAGGCCCUGGUGGCGUUUUUGUAGUUUGAUUUUUUAUUCAUUCAUUUAUAUUUUUUAUUUGUAUUUUGUAAUGUAUUUAUUUGAUUAUUUAUUUAUUUUUGUAUUUAUUUUUGUGUCCGUUUUGCUUUUAAGAAGUGCUAGUUUGAACCUUUUUCCAACUGUUGUGUGUUGCUGUAAGGGGCUUUAUUAAAGGUGUAAUCUGCACUUCAAACAAGGCAUUCCUCAGCUGUUAAAGAUGCAGCUAUGCUACUAUCUAGCAAGAUUAACAAAUGUAAGCGUUAUGAGUAAACAAGAAAGGAGUAUGCAGUAUUGUAAACCGGGUGCUUCGAAUCCUGAAUGCUGAUUGGCAGAUAGCCAUGGUAUGGUACCAUGGCUAUGACAUCACAUGUACUACUCUCAUUGCAUUGGUAACAGGUUUAUAGGAGCAAUAAGGCGUCAUGGGGGUUUGUGGUAUGUUGCCAAUAUACCACGUCUAUGCACUGUGUCCAGGAAAUAUGAGAUGUAUUGUUUCUAUGAACAGCUCUUAGCCAUGGUGUAUUGGACAUAAACUACACCCCCUUGUGGCUCAUUGCUUCAUUUAACCAUGCUGUUGAGAUGCUUACAAAGUUUAAUUAAUACAGACUGGUGGGCUGCGAGUCUUCCAAACUUCUUGUUCGCCAUUGCUUUUUUUCCACACAGCACACAUUUUCUCUAUUUUAAAAGAUGAUUGAUGGCCAACAUACAUUUUGCUCUAUCAGUAUUGGAUCAUUAACUUUGUAACAGUUUAAUGCGUUCUAUCAACUGAGUUUCAUGUAUUCUGUCAGCUGAGUUUCAUGCAUUCUGUCAGCUGAGUUUCAUGCAUUCUGUCAACUGAGUUUCAUGCAUUCUGUCAACUGAGUUUCAUGCAUUCUGUCAGCUGAGGUUAAUGAUUUUAUCAACGGAGUGUCGUGUGUUAUCAGGAUGACUCCAAUGUGAAUUAAUCUAUUGUGAAUUCUGCGUAUAAGAAUGUACAUAAUAAUGAUUGAUUAUUGUGUUCUAUAUGCUAAUGAUGAUCAUUGGGGAUCCCCAAUAAGGAGAGAUGCACAGACUCAGAACAGUGGCUGAUAAGAUGUGCUGAUAUUGGAAUUGAAAGUAAAUUGACCCUAACACUGGUACUGUGUCUACCAGCUGUUCUAUAUAUUUAUUUGACACAUUUGUAUAUGUGUUUAGGCUGUAUUUGCAGAGCAUUCUGGUUACUGUAGUACAUUAUGCUGCUGCAUAGGCAACUGUGCUCUUACCUUUAUGGUCCCCCAAAAAGGAAGUUGAGGGACUUGACUGUUAGCUAAUCAUGUGGUGUCUUAGACAGCACUGUCCCUUUUUUUGACAAAACUUUGGUGAAUGAUUUGUCUUGCCAUAGAGUCUUGCCAUCGAGAUCACAAUUACAACAAUUUUGUUGUUAGAUAGGCGAUAGAAUAAGCCACUGGAAUUUGAUUUAUUUUAAUUAGCUAUCAUAUUGGGGGCUGUUGCCUUGUUGAUUCUGAAACCCAACCAAUAAACACUGAGCAGUGAUGUGGGGGUCAUGUGACACCAGUACUUGAAAUGGGAAUGCUAUGCUAUUGAGUGUUUGAGUUGACACUGUCAUAUUAAAAGAUUCAGAAAACAAGA
Molecule: messenger RNA, 8137 nt
Organism: Esox lucius (northern pike)
Lineage: Eukaryota; Metazoa; Chordata; Actinopteri; Esociformes; Esocidae
Gene: map3k9
Product: mitogen-activated protein kinase kinase kinase 9
Exons: 12
Coding region: 375-3860 (1161 amino acids)
Biological process (GO): protein phosphorylation
Molecular function (GO): ATP binding; JUN kinase kinase kinase activity; protein binding
Source: RefSeq, a predicted model, not a curated record